GGAUUAGAUAUGUUGAGUGACUAUAGGAUUGGGAAGGUUUUAGGCGUUGGGGUUGAUAGUCAGGUCAGAAUUUGAAGUAAUGUUAAGUCAGGAGUUAAAAGAGCGGUUAAGAUUUAUAAUAAGAGAGGGUUUAAAGAUUGAGAUUGGGAACAGUUCUCUGAAGAAGUGGAGAAAUUUGUUAAAAUAGACCAUCCGAAUAUUAGUAGAAUUUUUCAGAUAUACGAAGAUAAAGAAUGAUAUUAUAUAGUCACCGAGCUUUGAAUUGGUGGUAGACUUAUUGAUCAGAUAUCUUCAAGACCCUCUUUUGGAGAAAAAGAUGCUGUUCAUAUUAUGAAGCAGAUAUUCUUCGCAGUAUCAUAUUGUCAUGCUGAAGGAAUCAAUAAUACAAGUCUCCAGCUAGAAAAUAUUCUUUUUGAAUAUGAUGGGCCUUUUGCAUUGAUCAAACUUGUUGAUUUAUGAUCUCCAAUGAAAUAUAGCGCUUGUGAUGAAGCUUCCAAAACUUCUGUACCAUCUUACUACAUUAGCCCUGAAGUUUUGGCUGGAGUAUCUCAUAAAAAUUGAGAUAUCUGGGCAUGAGGAGUUAUUAUGUACAUUCUUUUAUGAGGCAGACCUCCUUUUAAUGGAGAUACAGAAGAUGAAAUUCUUGAGAAUAUUUCAAAAGGACAUUAUAGCAUCGAGUCUGAUCUCUGGGAAAAUAUAUCUGAAGAAGGACGAGACUUACUUAAAAGUAUGCUAGAGUUUACUCCAGAUGAAAGGAUAUCUUCCAAAGAUGCUCUUAAACAUCCAUGGCUUACUGCUCAUUCGAAGGAAAUUAGUGAUGACAAAAUUCUUCAGCCUGAAAUUUUGAGUAUCUUACAGAAAUUUAGAGAGAAGAUACAGAUUCAGCAAGGAUUUGGAUUGUAUAUUAAAUCUGUAAAAGACGCAUAUGAUGAGAAGAAGAGGCUCACAGAAAUUUAUUCUACUCUUGAUAAUGAAGGAUCAGGACAGCUUACUAAAGAGGAGCUCCAAGCUGGACUUUCUGAAGUCAUGGGGGAAGUUAUAGCUAGUGCAAAGUUUGAUAAAAUAAUUGAACAAAUUCAAAAUGAGUCAGAAGACAAGAUUGAUUAUGCUGAAUUCAUCACCUCUAAUUAUCAACAAGAUAGCAAGAGAGCUGAGAAAACUUUUGAAUCAAACUUAAGCCUUUUUAAUAAAGAUGACUCUGACUAUAUAAAUGCUUCAGAAAUCAUAUCUCUAUUAAAAUAUAGAAAGAUCUUCGAUAAGGAAACAUGAGAGCUAAUAUUAAAGGAGCUAGACAUCAACUCAAAUGGAGAGAUCCCAAUAGAUGAGCUCACACAGCUCUUAAAACAAAUCGUUCAUGACCAUACUGAAGUUCCAUAAUCUCUCAUACUCUCGGCUUUUCAAUCUUGAA
Messenger RNA from Moneuplotes crassus, 1408 nucleotides. The record is from the annotation of a GenBank genome assembly. NCBI's taxonomy places the organism in Eukaryota, Ciliophora, Spirotrichea, Euplotida, Euplotidae.